Messenger RNA from Aethina tumida (small hive beetle), 5966 nucleotides. Its product is annotated as protein qui-1. Bases 145 to 4962 code for a protein of 1605 amino acids. NCBI's taxonomy places the organism in Eukaryota, Metazoa, Arthropoda, Insecta, Coleoptera, Nitidulidae. The record is from RefSeq and is a predicted model, not a curated record. The transcript is spliced from 22 exons. Gene Ontology annotation, molecular function: protein binding; ATP hydrolysis activity.
UAAAAAUAGCAAUACUUAGCAAACAAAUAUAAAGAAAAAGAAUAUCUCUAUUCUGUACAAUAUUUAGAUAUCAAUAUACUCUAAAAACUUGACAAUCGACUAAUUUUAUUGAUAAUACUCGUUAGUGAAGCAAAGAUAUAGAAUAUGAAAAAUAACGAUGAAACUAUUUUGGAAAUACUCCAAGGACACAAGACAUCCAAAUGGCCCACUGCCCGACUGGUCAAAAUAUUCAUCGCCAGCACGAAACCCGAUUUCAUCGAAGAAAGAAGGUACCUACUCGAGUUCGUCGGACCUGAGCUGCAGGCCGUCUUCGAGGAACAUCAAAUUGAGGUGGAACUGGUCGAUAUGCAUUUCGGUGCUGACGAGAAAGAUUAUUACGACCCUUAUUUAUUCGAGGAUCAUCUGAAUGAGAUCAGAUUGUGUCACAAGUUGUCGAGAGGUUGCUUUUUCGUGAGUCUAGUUGGAGAUAAAUAUGGGCCACUUAUGGUGCCACCUCAGUUAGAUGUAGAUAAAUAUUUGUUGGUGCUGAACAAAGCUGAGGAACUGGGUCUAGACCAUACAAUUUUAGAAAAUUGGUACAAGAAGGUCGAGAACGAAUACGUUUUAAAAGAUUACAGACAUUUACCAUUGACCGAAUGGAAGCAAAUAUGUGCUCAAAUUAUACAGUUAAUACACGAAUGUGCAUCAAACAUGCCCGACACAUCAAGGAAAAAACUCAACAAGCAUUUGAAGUCCAUAGUGGAGCAGCAAUUCACCUACGCAUUGGGUCUGGCGCCGGGGACGGCCCAUCAUGUACUGAACGUCUUUCGCGAAUGGGAUGAUUUAGAUGCAGCCAACGACUUUUAUAAGGACUUAGAUUAUAGUAAAGAUUUAGUAAAUAAUUUUAAAGAAUAUUUGAACGAAUUUAAAAAUUCAAUAAAAAGUCAGAUACCAGUUGAAAAUAAUAUUCAUUUUACAGUGCCUUGGAUAAAUGGAGGUAUAAGCAAUGAAACAGAAGAACAUGAAACAUAUCUAAAUAAGUUUAAAAAUAGCAUUUUUCACAAAAUAAAGGCGUUAGUACAGAAGAGCUUAGAGGAGGAACCUGUUUUGAAGUCUAGGAAAAAAAUCGUGGAGGAGAACUUCCAAGAGAAUAUUACUCACUUAACCACGUGUUACGAAGAGAUCGAAAAAGACUACACGAAUACCGAGAUAUUCGAUAAAAUAAAACAAGUGGUGGAGAAUACCAAUAAGACCCGGCAUAAUCCCAUAUUAAUAUAUGGUAAUCAGGGAUCUGGGAAAACUUCCCUUCUACAGUCGCUGUAUAGAAACUUCGAAAACUGGUUUAGCUGUAGAUCGUUAAGAAUAGUUAGAUUUAUUAACUCAACCCCUAGAUCGUCGUACAAUUUGGAACUUUUGCGUGUCAUAUGUCAGCAGAUAUGCAUAGCGUUAAAACUUCCAGAAGGCUUCUUACCCAAAGACGCGUCGUUUGAUCCCCUUUACAUAAACAAUUGGUUUCAAUCUCUCUUGAGAAAUUUCGAGGACCUAAAUCAAGUUCUAGUCAUAUUUAUAGACGACUUGCAUGCAUUAAAUCCACUAGAUAGCGACAUGGUUUCCAUUUUAAGCUGGCUACCUAUUUCCCUACCCAAGAACGUGCACAUGAUCUGCACCACAGCACUGGACAUCGACACCCUCAGGCUCACUUCAGUGCAAAAAGAGAAGCUCAAGAAUCCCGAGUCAUACUUCGAAUUGCCACCGGUGGAGCCCCACAAUGAUUAUGUGAACGGUUUAUUUGAUGAAUUAGAGAAGUCGUUCAGCAGGGCGGCGAUAUCGAAGCUGGCAUCUUUGAUAACUUGCUCCGAGUAUGGUUUAACAGAAACCGAACUGCUCGAGAUCCUCAUGCCUACCAGUAAUAGCGAAGCUGUUAUUUCAAUUGAGGAGGCCAACUUUAACUUUUCUUCGUUGUGUGCCGCAAAGCGGCAAAUGGGUCCCAUCUUAAAGGAGAAAGUCAUGAGCGGUAAAUUACUGAUCUGCUGGAAGCACACGGCAACAAAAGAAGUCGUCAGUACAAGAUACUUAACGAAUCCAGACGCAAUAAGAAAUACUCACUCCGAAUUAGCUAAUUUAUUUUUUAAUGAGUUCCUAGAGGACAACAGUGAUUCGGAGGCGGAGGGAGAGCCAGCUCCCCUGCUUUCCGAAAUUAAGGAAACGCCUUUCCAAUCUACGUUGCACAAAGAUGUUACAUACAGUCAAAGACACGUAGAGGAAUCCUGGAUACAUUUACUCAAGUCUGGGGAUAUAAUUAAAUUGAAAAGUCUAUGCAUGUGUAACUACGACUUUUUAUUGGCUGCUUUGCAAACUUUUUCCGUAAGUUACUUAAGGUGUCUCCUGGAAAAUGUUAGAUGCUACUUGUUAGACCGAGAAAUUGAGCUGGUAUAUUACUCUAUAAGAAAAUCGACAGAUGUCCUAACCAAAGACACAUAUCAACUUGGAACACAGUUGAUUUCAAUGUUGCGGCCUGUAAUAGAAAGGGGGGGUGGAUUGAUGAGCUCCCUCGUGACGUCCGCCAUGGCAUGGUGCGAUGGAUUUACGUUGCCUCUAGUUGUACCUUUGACGGACUGGCUUCAACCACCCCUGCCACAACAAUCUAAAAUAAUUAAUACUCCGAACGUACGUUUAAUUGAGUCCACGCCUAAUGGGCAACAUGUUGUGGUGGUUGUAGACACGGAUCCACAGUUGUGGCACAUCAUGACCAAUCAGCUGGUCCACACGUUCUCAGGUCACAAAAGCAAAGUAAACUGCAUGGCAGUUACGAAACAGUCCCAAUAUUUAUUGACAGGUUCGGAUGAUCUGAGCAUCAUUGUGUGGGAUCUGAAGUCGCUUGCGUUGAAAUUGAAAAUCUGCGAGCACAUCGCCCCCGUGCUGUGCAUCACCAGCGCACUGAAUAACUCGGUGAUAAUAAGCGGUGGUGAGGACAGCAGCAUUAUCGUGACUUCUUUGGCUAGGGGGAGUGUGGUAACUAAAAUUGAUCACCACAGGGGGCCCGUAACGGCAAUUAAAGUAACAUCCACAGGUGAUAUAUUGGUGUCAGGUAGCAAAGACGGCAGCGUCUGUCUGUGGUCCCUUGAAACAUUUAAACUCCUUAACAUGAUCUCGCUGAGUUCGCCGGUUCUAAUGCUGGAUGUUUCCGCCGACUCCGUUUUCCUUUUGGCUUGUUGCAAGGAUAAUAAUCUAUAUGUUAGAACUUUGGCGACAGGAACGGAAGUUCACAGCAUCACGGAUUACAAAACGAAAGUGAAAUCGGUCGGUCUGACCCAGGAUAGUUGUAGGAUUGUUGUGGGAUGUGCGGACGGCAAGGUUUAUAUACACGAUAUCCAUAGCGCCAAAUUGACUCGUACGUUGAGUGGACAAGGUGGGGAGAUAGCGGCCAUAAGGAUAACGGACAAGGACGACUUUCUGCUCACAGCUGGCGGAAACAAAAUUAUAUUUUACCCGUUCAGAAGCGACGACCAUAUAAAGGGCAUGUUGAAACACAAAAAGAAGUCGCACCAGCAGCUUGUGCCCCACAGUGGUUUCAUAACGUGCCUAGAUAUAUCCAGGGACGGGCAAUUAUCAGUAACGGGCGGCAUUGAUCACAUAAUUAAUGUAUGGCAACUCAAUAAUCAAGAAUUGCUUUUAUCUUUGAACGUGCACACCCUCCCAAUAACCGCAGUCAACUUUGCCCCGAGCGGUCUGUUUGUCACGUCUGGUUCGGAGGAUAAAACCGUCAAGGUCUGGGGGUUAUCCAUGGGCACUAUAGUCUCCACGUUCACGCGACAUCAAGCUGCCAUUAGUGCGGUUCACGUAAUGAUGGACUCGACAAGAAUCAUAUCGAGCGACAGCAAUAAUACUCUCUGUAUAUGGCUAGCUGAUAAUGGAAACUUGCUACAAACAUAUUCGGGACCGAGCGAAUGUGUCAGAGUAACGAAUAAUAUGAAAUACGCGAUGGCAACGAACGGAGACACGUCCCUGAAAAUUUGGAGCUUGGUGAAAGACGACGAAAAAUAUACAAUCAACCAUUCGGAGGAGAUAACGUGUUUUGUUCUAACAAUAGACUCGCAGCACAUUAUAACAGGAUCAAGGGAUAUGUCACUGAAAGUUUGGCUGGUGGCUGGAGGCAAACUAUCGCAGGUGUUAAUUGGUCAUAAUGAUGCUGUAACGUGUGUGGCAGUGUCCAUAUCAGAAAAGAAUCAAGUAAUAUCCGGUUCUUGCGACAAUAAUCUGAUAGUUUGGGACAUAAACACUGGAGCCGAUUUGCACACACUUUCUGCUCAUUUAAGCUACGUCUCGUGUGUAAAAUUAUCUGGGGAUGGGUCCAUAGCCGUAUCGGGAUCUGAUGAUAAGAGUAUCAUUAUAUGGGAUGCUAAAAAAGGUUUACUUUUGACCUCGCUGCAGCUCCAUUUUCCCAUAAUUAAUAUUGAACCAGCUUCUGAUUUCUCACGUAUUUCUGUUUUACUAAAAGACUCGAAAUACAGCCCCAUAAUUUGCUUGCAUAAUACUCCGGCAAAAUAUGUUAAAUUACCAACAUAUUGUGCCCCAGACAAAGAUAUUAUUGAAAAUCCUAAAGCUGCUCCAAAGAGACAGAUGAAAAGAUUGUUAAAAAAGGAAGUGUCAUUGGAUACUUACACUUGGCAAAAAAAAUAUGCUCAUCUUACGUCAAAUAUUGUUAUACCCUCAGUUGAUGAGAGAUUUAAGAGACGGUUUUCAGUAUCUGCUAGUAUGGAGGAGAUAUCCAAAAUCCCUCAAAAUAAAGAUAACCAGGGCAACUUGGCUAAACAAGGAUCAUUAGCUCAAUCUCAGCAUUUCGACCAACUAGAAGCACUAUGGAAUAAGUCACCACCACGUAGAAGACUUCAUCAGUCGUUAUCCAAACAGUCAUCAUUAGCUGAGUCACACGCGUAUUCCUCUGAAGAGGAAGUUCGAAUUGAUAAUGGUAGAGUAACCUAAAAUGUUACUGGCUUUUACGUAGUGUUUUACUUGUAGUCUUUUGAUUAUCUCUGUGUGUUACAAGUAAAAUGCUCAAUAAUGAAAAGAAUAAAUGUUCGUAUUAGGGAAAGCUCUCCUUAUUAUUAUUAUAUACAAUAAAUGUUGUAAAUGUAGUCCAAAAUAAAUAAAAAAACCUAUAGAAAAAAUUUUGCAAAUGAUAAUCUGUAUGACGUAAGUGCUUUCCUUAUGACUGUUCUUAUACUUUUUAGAGCAUUAUUUUAUAUAAUUAUUUUAAAAUCUAUUAGACGUAAGAAAUAUAUUGUUACAUUUAUCGUUGUUGCACGAUACCCAUUACCUUUAAUGACAUUCCCUACUAAAUACCUUGACAUUAUAGGUAUACCUAUAGAUGUAUGGCGCAUCUUCAGAAACACUCACAAUAGUUUAAAACUCCGAAAUGUUAAAAAAAAAAUAGAAGUCUGAAGAUGUGUCGUAAAUGAUUAGGAAAUAUACUUGUAUUUAUUGUUACAUUUAUGAAACCCUCAGGACCAAGCUAAUUUUACAUUAAAUCUUGUUUUGUUAUAUGAUUUUCAACAUAUUUGUAUUUUUAUAUAUAAAUAAUUUUCAACUACACUGGGCGAACAUUUUCGUAAAAGAUCGGACUCGAGGUAAAAUACCAAAAAAAAAAUAUAUAUAUGUAAAACUUUCUAAAUGGCUGUGGUCUGAUCUUGAAAAAGUUUUUUAUAUAAAAAAAUAUUCCUGGUGUUAUUUUUCAAUUUCAAACAUACAUUAUGCAAAGUGUUUCACCUACAUAAAGAAAUAUUUUGUAUAAUACUGUCAUUUGUGGGCUGUACUAUUGAAUGUUAAAUUCUUAAACUGUGUUAUCUAAAACGAUUCUAAAUCUCGCUACUCUGAGCAAUAAUGCAUUUAUUGUAACCACGUAUUAGACUAAAAACAUUCUGUGUAAAAGGCAUGUUAAUCUGUGUUUUAGAAUAGUGUCCACAAAUAUAAUAAACAUUUUAGAAUUA